Lodderomyces pseudojiufengensis is the source of this 2808-nucleotide messenger RNA. RefSeq names its product tethering complex subunit (gene VPS16). Gene Ontology annotation, biological process: vacuole fusion, non-autophagic; endosomal transport; intracellular protein transport. The transcript has a single exon. The record is from RefSeq and is a predicted model, not a curated record. Gene Ontology annotation, cellular component: lysosomal membrane; cytoplasm; HOPS complex. NCBI's taxonomy places the organism in Eukaryota, Fungi, Ascomycota, Pichiomycetes, Serinales, Debaryomycetaceae. Gene Ontology annotation, molecular function: actin binding. Bases 1 to 2808 code for a protein of 935 amino acids.
AUGCCGACAAACCCAAGUUAUAAUUGGCUGAGACUUCAGAAUGUUUACUAUGAUAUAAGAACUUGUUAUGAUCAUUUAAAUUGGUCAAUUGAUAAUAUUCAUUCUAAUUUUAAAAUCUCAAUUUCAACAAAUUCAACUUUAAUUGCAUUAGCAUCAAAAAAUGUACCAUAUCCGAACUUAAUUGAUAUAUAUAGCAUAAGUGGUAAUAAAAUAUGGUCAAUUGUAUAUAAUAGUACUCAGUCUGAUUAUAUAUUAGGUUUUUAUUUCAAAAAUGAGGAGUUAGUUUUACUACUUAAUAAUGGGAAAUAUCGACAUUACUUGGACUUCAAGGGGAAUUUCAACGAGUAUCAAAUAUAUAGUGAUAUCAUAAGUCUAGAUAAUAUAAGUGUCAAUGGAAACUCAGAUCAGGAUAAUUUAAAUGGAAAUGAAAUAAAUUCUGGGAGAUUGAUAACUAACUUAGAAAACAAUGAAACCGAAGAAGUCACAAACAUACUAGAAGCACAAGUUUACCGACAAUAUCUCAUAAUUCGACUAGAAAAUAAAUUAAUCAUAAGUGAUCUAAAUACUCAUCAAAACUUCGAAAUCAAAUUGAAUCAAUAUGUACCGAAGGAUAUUGAAGGAUUUGCAGCACAUAUAGAACACAAAUCAGAGAGAUUGCUUAUUAAUUUGGCUUGGAAAAAUACCGUCUUAGUUAUUGGAAUAGAUUUUGGAUUGUCUAACUAUGAAAUUUUAGAUCAAGAAUUGACGGAUGGUCCAUUUAGUAGUAUCUCAAUAUCGGAAAGUGGUCAAUUAAUCUCGCUACACAAUGAAUCAACCAGAAAGAUAUUUGUCGUAAGUAGUGCAUUUGACCAAGUUUUAUUGGAAUAUGAUACUGCGAACGAAUCAAGUUCUCCUUAUCAAGUUGAAUGGUGUGGAAACGAUGCGAUCGUCUUAUCAUUCAAGGACGAGGUCAAGUUAAUUGGACCAGGUCAGCAAUCAAUAUCAUUUUUCUAUGAUAUAGAUGACGAUGAUGAAUUUGAUAUUGACAAUUUAUUAUUAAAAAAUUCAAGUAAAGAUGAUCUUAGUUAUACCAUUCCUAUAUUACAUCACUUACCCGAUGGCAUAAGAAUUUUGACUUCAAAUAAAUGUCAAUUUUUAUCAAGAGUUCCUGAAAAGAUUGUUUCAAUGUAUCAAAUAGGUUCAAAUAGCCCCAGUGGUUUAUUAGCCGAUUGUAUCGACAAAUUUGAAUUAAAUGCAUCAAAAGCCAAUGCGAACAUAAAUUUUUUGAAGAAUGAUAAUUUGUUGCCUUUAGCAAUGGAAGAUUGUUUGAAUGUUGCACUUUAUGAAUUUGAUCCCGUGUGGCAAAAAAGAGCCCUACGAGCAGCAUCAUUUGGUAAAAUUUACGACACAGAAAAUCAGUUUGAUUCGAACGAGUAUUUAGGUGCACUAAAUAUUGUAAAAGUUUUAAAUCAAUUGAGAAGUUUUGAAUUAGGUUUAUUUUUGACUUAUUCAGAAAUUGAAAUCUUAGGAUGGGAGGAAGUUGUCAAAAUGUUACUUAGAAGAGAUCAACACUAUUUAUCUUUGAAGAUAAUUGACAAAUUAGAAUUAAAAAACUUGUUACCUGUGGUAUAUAUUCACUAUUGUUGCACCCUUAUCAGAAAUGACUCUUCAUCAUCAGAUUCAAAAUUAUUCAAACAAAUACUCAAGAAAUUGAUUUCUGGUGGGAAUGACAAAACGAAUUACAUCACUACAUCUGACAUUGUUGAUGUAGCAGAUGAAGAAGGACGUACUGAAUUACGUAACUCCUUGAUCAAUAUAGAUCCAUCAAUAACCAAUAAAAUCCGUGAAUACAUAAGUUAUGAAGAGUCUGAGUUGGCUUUGAUCAAAUCUUUCCAAUCUGGAGAUUAUGAUUUGAGUGUGCUAAUAUUAAUAUACCUUCAAGAAACUACUUCCUUAUCGGACUUUUUCAAAAUUCUCAAUCAGAAUGAGAAACGAGUCAAGGAAGACGAGCUGAACAUUAAUGGAGAGAUUGACUCACGAACCGAAAAUAUUCCCGUGGAAGGUGAUGUAAUUGGACAUACUUGGCUAUCAUCAAUUGGAGAACUAGAGCCAAGAAUAAUGGAGAAAUUUUUAUCACAUCAAGACAGAUCUGAUGAAGUUGACUUAUACAAACUCAAACAAUUCCGAAAAUUGAACUCCAACCCUGAGGGUGAAGAUUACUACAAUCAAUACAAAAAAUUACUUCAAAAAUUAAUUAGAAAGUCUACACAUCAUACAAGCAUAAAGACAUUUCAGAGGGAACUUGACCUUUUGGAAAAGCAAAAAAAAUUGGAAGAGAUAUACUCACAAAGCUUUUAUAAAUAUCAGUCAAUAAGCGCUGUAAUCAAACAGCUAAUUUCAAUGCAUCAAAUAAAGCCAGCUUCAAAAUUGGUAAAAGAAUUUCAAAUAGGUCAAGAGAAAUUUUGGUAUUUAGUACUAUCAACCUACUCAAAGACGAAGGAUUAUGAUAGAUUAUAUGAAUUUGUAUUUGGAUCAUUGGAUUCAACUAGUGCGAAAUCUCCAAUCGGGUUUGAACCUUUUAUUGACGCAGGAUUUGAGUUUAAUUUUCCUAGACGACAUAUUUCUGCAUACAUAUCUAAUUCGGUUAAAUAUAAAUACGAUGAGAAAGUUAGAUUAUUUAUUAGGAAUGAUGAUUAUGAACUGGCUGCUCAAGAAGCUUUUAAAAAUAAAGAUGUUGAAAUUUUGAAAAAUCUUAGCAAAAACGUUCCGCAAACGAAUUCGACAGCUAGUAAUAUCAUAAAUAGUUAUAUAAAGAAACUAGGAUAUUGA